Messenger RNA from Guillardia theta CCMP2712, 337 nucleotides. RefSeq lists its product as hypothetical. The transcript is spliced from 3 exons. The record is from RefSeq and is a predicted model, not a curated record. NCBI's taxonomy places the organism in Eukaryota, Cryptophyceae, Pyrenomonadales, Geminigeraceae. Bases 12 to 251 code for a protein of 79 amino acids.
GAAGAGACGCCAUGCUCGUUCAGUUAUCAGCUCUGGGUGAUCAGGAGCUAGCCGGCAUCCGGUCGGUUGUCAACUCGGCAUUCAGCCGUAAGAUCAUGUCGGUGGACGAUGCAGGAGACAGGAACAAGCAUGCCUUCAGAGAGUACCACCAUGACUCCAUGAAGAAGGUGAAGAACUUCUGGGAUCACGCCGACUUUGUAUGCUACGAUAACAAGCAGGGCUUUGCCAGCUGGGGAGCUCGCAACUGCUAGACACGUGGGCCUGUAUGUACUGCCGACAUUGUAGUUGUUCCCCGUGAAAAGUACAUGUUGGCUUGAGAUCGCAAUAAACUUAUGAG